GUUUCACUUGACCAACUUACAAUAUUUACAUUUAAACAUUAACAAGGAAGUGAGCAAGGUCAUCUUGGAUAAAAAAAAUCAAAACUGGGAAACGAGUAUGGAGUAAGGUCGGAUGAAUCAUUUUUCUAAGAAGUAUACAGAUAAUUUGUUGAACCCACCUCAUGAGAAAAUGGGAAACACAAGUAAAAUACAACCCGGAGAGACAUGAUAUACUUAACAUAUAAAAUCUGACUCUGAGGACAACACACAAAAGGAGAUUCACUAAUUUGAAUAAGUGUGGACACUUUUAUAACACUAGCAGAUCUUUGGAUAAUGUGUAAAAUAACGUCAUGUUGUUGCUGCAAACUGCCAGUUGCAGUCAUAGUUCAGUCGGCCAUCCUACUGGCACUCUCUGUGGGCGGAAUGGCCUUGAGUGGCUCUUUGGCGGGGUCACUUUCGCCAUCCAUGGAAUCUAACUCGGGUUCUAAUCAAACAGAGUCCAUUGAUGCAUCAACAAAUGCAACGUUAACUCCAUUUUAUGCUGUGUCCGUAAUGGUAUGCCUCGUAUAUGCAUUACUUGGCAUAUUCUCUCUACUUGGCAUCCUAGCCACAAUCAAGCGAAUAACAUGGCUGCUGCAGGCGUACUACGUGAUGCUCGUAUUACAAGCAAUAUUCUUCUCUGUCGCUGGUGUCAUUGUCGGUCUCUUGACAUUUCUCCUCUGGUUCCUGCUAAUAUUUAUACCAGGAGUAGCGGGAUUCUUUGUGCCACUGGUGCUUAUAAAUAUUAUAACAUUUUGUAUUGUGAUACCAGCUGCUGUCUGUGUUACUAGCUACAGGUCUUUUCUUUUCGAUGGGGCAGAGCCCAAACCCUCCCAAACUAUUAUAAUGGCUACAUAUCCCGACCCGGAAUACAAUAUUGCAGUACCUACAGAGAAGUAUCCAACAAUAACAACUACUGCAGUGGAAUAUCAAGAAGCUACUAGCCAGGGAAUGCAGCAUUUAUCCUCCAACGAGAGGAUGGAGCAACCAGUAAGCCCGGAUCAUCAAUAUAAUUAUCCUUCGUUUACUGGCCCCCCGGUACCAACACAGCCACGGGGGCCACCAACUGUUGAACAGACUUCACAUAAUGACAGCCCAACACCUGAGCAACAGCAGAAUAGCCAAGGCUAUGUUGGAACACGAGAGGAUUAUUUGACAAUGGGGACUCAGCAAGAACAUUUGGUGAUAAUACCUAAUCAAUCUGCGCCAUACUACAAUAUUGAGGAACCACAUCGACCCCUUAAUGGGACAAAUAAUAUUGAAUCAACUUCUCAAGAUUCUAGUGAUGUUUACCUUGAACCUCAAGAACAUUACGAGCAACUAAGUGCAGCUAAAGCCGGAGAUGUGUAUGAAACUCUACCAUAGACUAUGAACAAUUGGAAUCAAGCUAGGAUGAAGAACUUCUUCAUCUUAUGAACCAAUGUUCCAAGAAUGACAUCAAUAGUGAUAGUGGUUUAGCUAUAACGUUUGAGAUAUUAUGGGCUAUGGGAGGAUAUGAAUCUCUACCAAAGCUACGAAUGGCAAAGGUCUCCCUGUUUCUUUUUUCAACUGUGACCAUAUUUCAGGGUAGCGUGUAAUUUUAGAAUCUUCGCCAGGGCGCAGCACCAGGUUGCCCAAAUAGUCGAAUAUUACGUUUACAUUUACGUUUGUAUCCAUGAUCAAGGAAGCGUAGUUCUCUCAAUUUCAAGUUAAAGAACCGGUAUCUUUAGCCAGUGCUUCUAGAGGUAGACUGUUUCAGACAGUUAACUCUUCCGAGUUCUCGGAGUCAUUGUAACCACAAUUUUUUUAAUUUUAAGUGCCAGAUUUCCUCGUUAAAAAUUGAUUGAUCAUAUCAUUGUAUAUAUCCAAAUAUUUUUUGCAAUCCUACUGCUAGUGAUAUGAUUAUGUUUCAAUGUUAACUUCUGCCCAACCAGUUAAAUGGAAAGGUUAAAAUGUAAUGAUAAACAAAUGCAAUAUUUCAUUAUUUGUGUAUUUUACAAGGAUUAAUCUUUUGGAAAAAACAAGGGAACCUAUAUAGACCCUUGCUGAAGUACCCAAUGAUCUCAGACACACUCCAAUUGAUUGACGCCCAGCAAAUGUAAAAAAUAUUAAUACAGGGCGUUCAAUAAGUACUGA
Owenia fusiformis is the source of this 2133-nucleotide messenger RNA. The record is from the annotation of a GenBank genome assembly. NCBI's taxonomy places the organism in Eukaryota, Metazoa, Annelida, Polychaeta, Sabellida, Oweniidae.